GUAUCAUAUGUAUUCUCCGAAAGAGAGUGUGAGAGUAAGAGUGUAAUGGCGAUGGGCAUGAGCAGGAAGCUGAAACCGAAACUCUGGAAAACAAGUCAUCGUGACGAGUUUGAGUCCCUUCGUUCUUUCAUUGACUUUCACCAUCUUCCGUUUUCCUCACUCUCACCCGAUCCCUACAAAGACCACGACGACCUUCUACGCGCAAUCUCCGAAGCCAUUCUCGAGUCCGAAACCAAACGCCACGAUUACUCUCAGAACCCCAAACUCCGACGCAUCCUCCCAUCGCUGACGCCGCGCCACGUCAGCAACCUCAUCACUCUGAACCCUCUCUCCCUCUCUCCUUGCUCACUCCUCUCCUUCUUCAACUACCUCGCUUCUCGCCCUCCCUUCCGCCACACCCUCCAUUCCUACUGCACCAUGCUCCACUUCCUCUCCCUCCACCGCAUGCUCCCUCAGGCACACUCUCUUCUCUCUUUCCUCGUUUCCCGCAAAGGAACCAACUCCGCUUCUUCCCUUUUCUCCUCCCUUCUCCGAACCAUGCCUCGCCACCACCCCGUUGUUGGCCUCCUCUUCGACGCUCUCAUCUGCGUCUACGCUGAUUCCGGGUUCUUACACGGCGCUGUUCACUGCUUCAGGUUGGUUACGGAGAAUAACCUUCCUUUCCCGGUUAAGGGUUGCGAGAAUCUGCUUCGGCACAUGACGAGGUUGAAGCCUGUUGGGAGUAAACACUCCCGGGCCUGGGCCUCGGCCUGGGCCUUUUAUUUGGAGGUUUUGGAUCGUGGGUUCCCGCCAAGAGUUUAUUUUUUCAACGUUUUCAUGCAUGGGUUUUGCAAAGUUGGUGACUUGGGGAAUGCGCGGUUGGUGUUCGAUGAAAUUCCCAAGAGGGGUGUGAGGCCCACGGUUGUUAGUUUCAACACUUUGAUCAGCGGGUACUGUAGAUGCGGGAGUGUGGAAGAGGGUUUUACGUUGAAGGGUGUUAUGGAGAGUGAGGGGUUUAGUCCCGAUGUUUUCACUUUUAGCGCUUUGAUUAAUGGGGUGUGUAAGGAGGGUAGGUUGGAUGAGGGGGGUCUUGUGUUUGAUGAGAUGUGCAACAGGGGAUUGGUUCCCAAUGGUGUUACUUUCACCACUUUGAUUGAUGGCCAGUGCAAAGGUGGGAAGGUUGAUUUGGCUUUGAAGAAUUUUGAGAUGAUGCUGGCUCAGGGCGUUAGACCUGACUUGGUUACUUACAAUGCAUUGAUCCAUGGGCUUUGUAAGGCUGGAGAUUUGAAGGAGGCGAGGCGGCUUGUGAGUGAGAUGAGUGCGAGUGGUUUGAAGCCUGACAAGAUCACCUUCACUACACUGAUAGAUGGAUGUUGCAAGGAUGGGGAUAUGAAAUCUGCGUUGGAGUUAAAAAAGAAAAUGGUUGAAGAGGGGAUUGAGCUCGAUGAUGUAGCUUUCACUGCACUUAUCUCCGGGCUUUGUAGAGAUGGGAGAGUUGAUGAUGCGGAGAGAAUGUUGAGAGAUAUGAUGAGUGCUGGUUUCAGACCGGAUGAUCCGACAUACACCAUGGUUGUUGAUUGCUUUUGUAAGAAGGGUGAUGUUAAGAUGGGGUUCAAGUUACUGAAGGAGAUGCAAAGUAAUGGGCAUGUGCCGGGAGUUGUCACGUAUAAUGCGCUGAUGAAUGGACUGUGCAAGCAAGGUCAGAUGAAAAAUGCUAAAAUGCUGUUAGAUGCAAUGCUUAAUUUGGGGGUGGCUCCAAAUGAUAUUACAUACAACAUUUUAUUAGAUGGUCAUUCAAAGCAUGAAGGCUCUGGUCAAGUCGACAUGUUUAAUUUUGAGAAAGGACUUGUCACAGAUUAUGCUUCAUAUAUAGCACUUGUUAACAAAUUAAGUAAAACUUCAAAAGAUCGUCUCAAGAGAUGAUAGCUAGUGAAGUCGUUUUAGCUUAACUGCCACAAUUGUUGGACCUGGUUUACUAAUAAAAUGUCUUCAGAGAAAGCAAAAGUGACUUACUGUUUUCACUGAAUCAGUAUAUGGCACAGGGCAUAUAGAAUACAUUUUGACUUUCAUUGUCUUAACAAUCUUGAUAUGCUGGAUUCGUGAAAGUAUUAUGCAAUAGGGCUAGGAGCUUCCGUAUAGAAAGUUUUGAUGUUCAAGCAGAAAGCUUCAUUUAUUGCAAUAACAACAAAGGUAUUGGAGAUUAGAAUCGCUAAUAUUUUCCUUCAGUUUUGUAUAGUGGAUACUGUUAAGCCGAUUGAGGUGAUUGAGGUUUUGUCCGCUUCAAUGAUUCCAUAUAAAUAAAGCAUCUUGGCUGCUAUUGUGAAUGCAAGAAGCCGAAGUUGCUUCUGACGGUUAAGGAGACUCGCUAACAUUGUGUUGACAUUAGACCAACAUUUGCUAUGUGUAUAGCAUUUAAGUCGUCAACUUUUGCUUGGAUGCCUUGCCAUAUUGUAACCAGUACUUUUAUUGGACCAUUUAUGAAUUUAAAUCAAUAGACAAUCUAGACCAAUACAAGAAAUUUUGUAAAAUACUGUAUGUUUUCUUAUUCCAACAAUUGGUCAAUUAGUAAAAUUGUUUUCCCCUGUUCACCUUCCAAAAUUUAUCCAUCACCAUGAAUACACCAUGAU
Molecule: messenger RNA, 2606 nt
Organism: Cajanus cajan (pigeon pea)
Lineage: Eukaryota; Viridiplantae; Streptophyta; Magnoliopsida; Fabales; Fabaceae
Product: Pentatricopeptide repeat (PPR) superfamily protein
Molecular function (GO): protein binding
Source: RefSeq, a predicted model, not a curated record